This is a messenger RNA of Helianthus annuus (common sunflower), 1983 nucleotides long. RefSeq lists its product as uncharacterized. The coding region runs from base 1 to 1983 and encodes 660 amino acids. The record is from RefSeq and is a predicted model, not a curated record. The transcript is spliced from 9 exons. NCBI's taxonomy places the organism in Eukaryota, Viridiplantae, Streptophyta, Magnoliopsida, Asterales, Asteraceae.
AUGGAUACAGAUAACACAAUUUCAAGUAAGUAUGAAGUUGACCUUCAAGCAAGUCAACGUCAAAGCUGUGGUGAAGAAAGAGAAAUAAGGAAGUAUGUUCUUCAACAAAAGAGAAACAACAGAGGUUGUCAUCCUGCAUCAACAUCUGAUUCUGUUGAAAGGAUUCCAUUUUCAAAUACUUCAAGUGUUUCAACCACCAAUGUUGAGAGAAGGAAAGUGUAUCAUCUUCCUGUUUAUGCUACUCCAAAUAUUAUUAGUAAUUUGUUUCACUUAUCUACACAAGUAAAAGAUAACACAAUUUCAAGUAAGUAUGAAGUUGACCUUCAAGCAAUUCAACGUCAAAUGUGUGCUGAAGAAAGAGAAAAAAGGAACUAUGUUCUUCAACAAAAGAGAAUCAACAGAGGUUGUCAUCCUGCAUCAACAUCUGAUUCUGUUGAAAGAAUUUCAUUUUCAAAUACUUCAAGUGGUUCAACCAACAAUGUCGAAAGAAGGAAUGUCCAUCACACUCCUUUUGGAAGUACUAAGCAAAUAUCCAAUUUUGUUGAGAGGACUCCAUUAUCAAAUAUUACAAAUUCCUUUCAAAAAAAAUCUAAAAUUGAAUUACAAAUGAGUGAUGAGAUGUUACCAGAUUCAGUGGUUAAGAAGAUUCAUGGAAUUUCUAAAGAUAACAUUGAUCAUGGAGAUGCCAUCUUUGUGUGUUCUAAAUGUGAUGCAAUGUUAUGGGAAGAUGAAAUGCUUAGGGGAAAUAAAAAACGUAACAAAACAUCCUAUUCUCUUUGUUGUUCAAAUGGAGAUGUUGAGCUACCACGUCCGCCUACACCUCCUCCAUUAAUCCGUCAUUUAUAUAAAAGUCGUACCUCACAGUCUCGCAAUUUCAUGGAUAAUAUUCGAGCAUAUAACAUGAUGUUUUCCUUCACAUCUCUUGGUGGGAAGGUUGACAAAAGUUAUCAGAGAGGUAAAGGUCCUUAUGUAUUUAGACUACAAGGUCAGAAUUAUCAUCGAAUGGGUAGUCUAUUUCCGAACGAUGGGGAAGAACCUAAAUUCUCCCAGCUUUACAUAUAUGAUUCACAAAACGAAGUUAUAAAUCGUCAAAAAGCAGUAAGUUCUCAGAUAGAAUGCAAAACUACAAGAAACAACCAGCUUGAUAGUACAGCCAUAGAGGGUCUUAAAGAUAUGUUGGAUUCUUGCAAUCCUCUUGUCCAAUCCUUCAGAAUGGUAAGAGAUUGUUUUCAAGAAAAUGAGUUUCAAGAUGUAAGCUUGAAGCAUAUUGGAACAAGAGAUAACGAUGUAAGAGUUCACAAUUUGCCAACAGCAUCAGAAAUUGCUGCGUUAAUACAUGGUGAUUUUGAUGGAGCAUUUGAUAAACGGGACAUUGUUUUUAGAAAGAAGUCUUGUGGUCUUCAAAGAAUUAAUGAGCUUCAUCCCUCUUACCUUGCUUUGCAAUAUCCACUUAUUUUCCCAUAUGCGGAAGAUGGUUAUAGAGUUGGUAUUAAACAUAGAGGGAUUGCGAUUGAUGAUGAGGUACUUAGAACCAAUCUUACAAUUAGAGAAUUCUUUUGUUACAAAAUUCAAGAUAGACAGAAUCAGUUUUCAUUAUAUAUGAUGCAAAAGUACUUGGAUGCUAUGGCAAUUUGCAAGUCUGUUGGAUAUCCCGAUUUAUUCAUAACGGUGACUUGUAAUCCAAACUGGCCUGAGAUUUACAGGUGUUUGCACGAUAAAGCUCUUAAUGCUGAAGACAGACCGAAUAUUAUCUCUAGAAUAUUCAAGUGUAAAUUGGAUCAUCUUAUAAAAGAUUUCAAGAAACAUAAAUUCUUUGGUGAUAUACAAGCAGUUAUGUAUACAGUGGAAUUUCAGAAGCGUGGACUCCCACAUGCUUACAUAUGUUUGUUCUUGGGUGCUGAAAGCAAAUUUCCAAAUGCAACUGAUAUUGAUCGUGUUAUUACUGCUGAGAUACCAGAUAGAGAAAGAGAUCCUGAAUUAUAA